Leptopilina heterotoma is the source of this 1635-nucleotide messenger RNA. RefSeq names its product surfeit locus protein 4 homolog (gene Surf4). The transcript is spliced from 3 exons. The record is from RefSeq and is a predicted model, not a curated record. Lineage: Eukaryota; Metazoa; Arthropoda; Insecta; Hymenoptera; Figitidae. Gene Ontology annotation, cellular component: membrane; endoplasmic reticulum-Golgi intermediate compartment; endoplasmic reticulum. Bases 104 to 916 code for a protein of 270 amino acids. Gene Ontology annotation, biological process: Golgi organization.
UAAAAUAAUCUUUUUGGUCGGUAUAUUCGUAUGCGCGAAGCCAGAGUGACACGUGAGUGUGUGUAUAUGAGUGCAUGGGUUUUGGUUUUUCAAAUAAAGCACGAUGAUCCAGCAGCAGGAGGUACUUUCCAAAGCGGAGGAUAUUGCGGAUCAGGUAAUCCGCAAUGGGAAGUACAUAUUGCCGACGAUGGCGAGGGUGUGUUUGAUAGCGACAUUUUUAGAGGAUGGAUUAAGAAUGUGGUUUCAAUGGAAUGAACAGAGGGAAUAUAUGGAUAUGUCAUGGGGUUGUGGGAAAUUUCUUGCGACAAUAUUUGUCCUGGUGAAUUUAAUUGGUCAAUUAGGUGGUUGUGUUAUGGUUAUUGGACGUUUUAAAGUGAGCAUCGCUUGUGGCGUACUUUUCUUUAUUGUUGUCCUACAAACAUUCGCCUACAGCAUCCUUUGGGACAUGCAUUUUCUAUUUAGAAAUUUAGCACUUAUUGGUGCAUUACUAUUGGUUUUAGCUGAAUCACGUGAAGAGGGAAGAUCAUUAUUUGCCGGCGUUCCAACACUCGGUGAAAAUAAGCCGAAAAAUUUUCUACAACUCGCUGGGAGAAUUCUUUUGGCAUUUAUGUUUAUAACAUUAUUACGUUUUGAAAUUGCAUUCAUGCAAAUCUUCCUGGAUAUUGUUGGCAGUAUCCUUAUGUUAUUAGUUUGUAUUGGAUAUAAGACGAAGCUCAGUGCAUUAUUACUCGUUUUACUAUUGUCUUGCCUCAACUUUUAUCAUAAUGCAUGGUGGACAAUUCCUGACUAUAAACCACUAAGAGAUUUUCUCAAAUAUGACUUCUUCCAGACUCUAUCAGUAGUUGGAGGUUUGUUAAUGAUCGUAUCAUUAGGACCAGGAGGUGUAUCAAUGGACGAACAUAAAAAGAAAUACUAAAUUAAUGAAAAGAAGAAAAAUCAUCAUUAAAUCACUUUCAUCUGUAAAUUCAAAAAAAAUAUUUUCGUCCAAUUCAAAAUGCUUGUGGGGCAGCAUUGAAAAAUCAUUUCAUGUGAUUGAACGCAACAAAUGUUGCGCAUAAGUACGUUAAUUUAGAUUAUAUUUUUUAGUGAAGUGAAUGAAAAACACGGGCGAAAAAAUUGCUCGGUAAAAAAUACUGAUACGUAGUGUUUUUUAAUUGAACACUACCGAUUCGGUUAUAAAAUUCUCAACAAUCGUCAGACAUAUGACUUUGUUAAGAAAAAACAAAAAAAGAAAAUGCCUUAAGAAGUACAGCAUUUUAAGACAUAUUUACAGAAAAAAAAUUACAAAGCAACAUACGAAGACUAAUUUAUACUAUAUUAUGAAAUAAUUCGCAUUGUACAUAUGGGCAGUACUUUUAUUACAAACAAAAAAUAUAUAUUUUUUUCGGUGUUUUUUAAUUUCUUGUACACUUUUUUUUUUAGCUUUUUUUAGUUUCUGUGCUUUAUUUUCUUAGUUUGUAUUAUUAUUAUUGUUUUUUUAAUUUUAUUUUCCUAUGAAACAAAUCAAAUUCUUCCGUAAAAGUUAAUUCUCACUUUUUACUAUUAUAUUACCUUUUACAUGAUAAUUUCAAAAAAAUAGUUUAUAAUUAAUAUCGUUGAAGUGACUGUAAAUAAAUGUUCGAUUUCAACUUUGAA